This is a messenger RNA of Dovyalis caffra, 1323 nucleotides long. The record is from the annotation of a GenBank genome assembly. NCBI's taxonomy places the organism in Eukaryota, Viridiplantae, Streptophyta, Magnoliopsida, Malpighiales, Salicaceae.
AUGCCGAUGUAUCAGCCAAAUAGCCAUGGAAAUGUAAAGAUAGACGUGGGUUCUGGUGGGCAAGUUUUAGAUCUAAAAACCGCCAUUAAAGAUGGUUUCGUUUGUGCUGGUGUGACGGAGAAAUUGGAUCUGAAGAAGAUGAUUCAGGAGCUUGAAUCAAUAGAAGUGCCAUCCGUGUUUAUCUGUCCAAUUUCACUGGACCCUAUGCAACACCCAGUGACUCUCUGCACUGGACAGACUUACGAGAGAUCCAGCAUUCUCAGAUGGUUGUCUUUGGGUCAUUGCACUUGCCCCACAACAAUGCAAGAGCUUUGGGAUGAUACGGUGACACCAAACAGGACUUUGCAGCAGCUGAUUCAUGGCUGGUUCUUGCAAAGGUACUUGGCUAUGAGGAAGAGAUCAGAGGACAUGCAAGGGAGGGCUAUUGAGCUUUUGGAUUCUUUAAAGAAGGUUAAGGGUCAAGCUAGAGUGCAAAUUUUGAAGGAGCUUAGGCAUGUUGUGGUUGCUCAUUCCACGACGAAGAAUACAGUGAUGGAUGAAGGUGGAGUUGCCUUGCUUUCUUCUUUGUUGGGUCCUUUUACAACUCAUGCUGUUGGGUCUGAGGCAAUUGCUAUUCUUGCGAAUUUGGAGCUUGAUUUGCCGUCCAAGGCAAAUUUGAGGCAGCCUGCAAAGAUUUCUUUAAUUGUAGAUAUGUUGAACGAUGGUUCCAUUGAGACCAAGAUUAAUUGUACGAAACUGAUCCAGAUGUUGAUAGAAACAAAGGAUUUGGGAUCGGAAAAUGUGUCAAGUUUGAGUCUUUUGGCAGGUCUAUUGAGGUUGGUGAAAGAUAAGAGACACCCCAAUGGGGUAUUUGCUGGUCUCGGAUUGCUAAAUACACUUUGUUCAGAUGAAACCGUCAGGAGCUCAGUUGUGAGCAUCGGGGCAGUUCCUCCAUUAGUGGAGCUAUUGCCCAGUUUGAACAACCAGUGCCUGGAAUUAGCGCUUCGCAUAUUGGAGGUCCUCUCAACUCUUCCAGAUGGUAGGCUGGCUUUGAAGAAUUGUGCCAACACAAUUCCUAAUGUGGUCAAGCUAUUGAUGAGCAAAUCGGAGAGCUGUACUCAGCUUGCAUUAUCAAUACUGUGGGCUGUUUGCAAGGUUGCGCUAGAAGAAUGUGCAGCACUUGCUGUGGAGGCGGGUUUGGCAGCGAAGCUGCUUCUUGUAAUACAGAGUGGCUGCAAUCCUGUGUUGAAGCAGCGGUCAGUUGAGCUCUUGAAACUGUGUAGUCUAAAUUACACGGCUACCAUCUUUAUUUCCAAGUGUCAGCUCACCAGAACGAUACACUGA